CAGCAGCAGAAAGGCAUACAGAAGGCCUUGAAGAGCAAAUAAAAAGGCUCAUGUUCAAGCGGUAUCCAAGCAUCAAAAGGACUUAUGCGAGGUUGGUCACCAAUUACAAGCGCUCAAGCGCCUAUAGUCGGCACCAUUCUCUCUCUCGAACUCCACAACACAAGCCGAUCGCGAGGCACUUCUUAAGACUACAGCACAGUGGAUGGCGCACUUUUCCGAAUUCCGAAUUGAGGAACAGAUCUGGCUUGGCCCAGAUGACAAAUUCGUCCUUCAGAAUCGACUUUCGGCAGCAAAGAGGCAUAUAGAGACCCUUGAUGAGCAGAUAAAAAAGCUCGACUGCACAUGCGAUACCCAUAUAUCUGACUUGAUGCAUCAGAAGGAUACAAAGCUCUUCGAAAUUGCUUCGCUUAGAAACAUUCUUUCGCCUGUUCGUCGAAUUCCUGUCGAGCUUCUGUCCAAGAUCUUCGAGCUUUCAUGCAGCCCGGACUAUCAUUUCUAUCCCCAGUACGAUAUCAUUCGAUAUACCUUUAUUCUUUCAAGGGUUUGCGUCAGUUGGAGAACAAUCGCUUAUGCGACUCCCAGAAUCUGGACGAGACUAUGCCUCUCAAUUUCUGAGCAUUCGAAGGCGAUCACAAAAAAUGUUGGGUGGGUCCAAGACUGGCUCUCUCGAAGUCUAGCACUUCCUAUAGAACUAUAUUUGAAUACUGUUACGGACAACAACGAUCAUAUAAUUGGAAUGUGCCGAAUAUUAGAGUCUGUCAUGGAACAUUCUCACCGGAUACGGCUACUUGAAUUUUCUGGGUAUUCGGAUCCCUUCCAUCCCAUUUUUGUUCUCCCUCCCUCUUCUUUCCCUGUGCUGGAGAAGAUCUCUAUCGAAAUGUAUGACGAUUUCCUGCCUCCUGAAAUCCCUAGACCGAUUCGGGCUUUCUUAGGUGCACCCAAAUUAUCUGAUAUUAAGAUUAUAAGGCCCCACUCGAUAUAUACGCUUGAACCGUUGUCGCUGCCUACAAAACAGAUAGCAACCCUAACAAUCGAUGGAUCCCGGGAAUUAAUUACUCAUGAUCCAUUGGUUUAUGCGGGCAUUUUGCAGCAGUGUCAAAAUCUUGUCAGCCUUGACAUCAAUCCUCCAUCAUUUUUUGGAUUCAGCUCUACGCUUUCUAUAUCACUUCCAACUCUCAAACACCUUCGCAUUACCUGCCGACGCUUGCAACGUGGUGUAAGCCUUCUAUCCUGUCUCACAGCACCUCUGUUGGAAGACAUAACGGUUUGUUGGAGUGGGGUUAUAUUCGAGGAGUUUUCCCAUUGGAUGAACACGAAUUCGGACCUGCUAUCGAUACCUACUCUCUUCCCCAACCUAAUCAAAUUUCGAAUACGGCCCAUAUACAAUGCGAAUGCUCUUUUCCAAGUGAUGACAUACUCAACUAGUCAGAACUUUGUCCUUCUACCAAGGCUCUCAACUCUUGAUUUGGAAUUUCAGCAGCAGGAUAACGUACCUUAUCCUUCCGAGUUGAUUGCUAUGCUUCUCUCGCGGUCAUGGCCACUGGCAGACAGUAUCCAACCAGAUGCAGGUCAUAGUGGUGAAAGAUUGGUAGCGUCGGACUACGUCGGGACACUAUCUAGGCUGCAGAUGCUAAAGAUCCAUGGAUAUACAUUGAAAGAUGCUGAUGUGGAAUGCAUUACUGGCAUUCACGGUUUGCAUUUUGAUUAUAGAUCAAAGCUUUGAAGAUCAUGCUGGCAUAGUACAGUGGAUAAAAGAAGUAUAAAUCACAGAUACUCAUCGUAACCCCAAGUACACAAGUUAUCACGUACUCUACAUAGUUACA
Messenger RNA from Lentinula edodes (shiitake mushroom), 1823 nucleotides. RefSeq lists its product as uncharacterized. The coding region runs from base 203 to 1723 and encodes 506 amino acids. Lineage: Eukaryota; Fungi; Basidiomycota; Agaricomycetes; Agaricales; Omphalotaceae. The record is from RefSeq and is a predicted model, not a curated record. The transcript has 2 exons.